This is a messenger RNA of Yamadazyma jaroonii, 1083 nucleotides long. The record is from the annotation of a GenBank genome assembly. Lineage: Eukaryota; Fungi; Ascomycota; Pichiomycetes; Serinales; Debaryomycetaceae.
AUGGCUAAACAUCCAUUAAAUGUCGUGGUAGUGGGAGGAGGUUCCAUAGGAGGCUUGAUAGCUCAUGAGAUAACGCUAGCUCAUGGAAGGACGUUGGAUUUGAAGCUUAUGUUCAAGAAUAAUGAGUCUGCAAAUGUAUAUAAAAGAAGAGGCUCACAAUUGGUUUUAGAUAGAAUAGAUAAUUACGGGAACAAGAAACGUACAACUAGUGCCAUCCAAGGGUUGACAGCUGAACAAUGGUCCAAAGGGCCAAUCAAAAAGAUCGAUAAUCUCAUCUUAGCCACCAAAUGUCAUAAAUCAUUCAGUGCUUUAUCACCAUUUGCAAACUUGUUACAUAAAGAUUCUAAUGUCUUAUUCAUCCAAAAUGGUAUGGGAUUAAUGGAUCUGAUAGAGGAACAGUUCUGGCCUAGUUCAAUCAAUCCAAGACCCAAUUUUUAUAAAGCCAUCAUCACUCAUGGUGCAUAUAAGGCAUCACCAUCUAUUAUAAAUCAUGUUGGUUUAGGUGAUAUGACCAUAUCCUGCUACCCUAGGAAUCCGCUUGAUCCUCAUUCACCAGAUACUCCUCAUAUGAUUGACAUGAUUCUCAAGACUCCUAAUUUAAAUGCCAAAUAUAUUGAAAAUUACAAUGAAUUCAAGUUAAGAGAGUUGGAGAAGUUAGCAGUCAAUUGUUGUAUCAACCCCUUAACAGCCAUAUUUGAUUGCUUGAAUGGGGAUUUACUUGAAGGUAGUAGGGUCCUUAAUAUCAUGAAAUCUAUAUUGAGAGAAUUUGUAAUGGUAAUCAAGAAAGAUAAUCCUGAACUUUUCGAAACUUUACCUGAAGCAUCAUCAUACUUGAACAUCGACCGAUUGUUGGGGAUUGUCACUGAGGUAGCAACAACCACAUCAAAGAAUAGCUCAUCCAUGAGAGAAGAUAUGAAAUCCUUUGGUGGAACGGAGAUAGAUUUCAUCAAUGGAUACAUUUGUAGAUUAGGAAGAAAACAUAAGAUAGGUACGCAUACCAAUAAUAUGCUUGUAUGGAUGGUUAAGAGUAAAUCCAGUAUAGAAAGCGCUAUAGACGAUAAGUAUACCAAGUUGAUGUUAUAA